CGAACAACGACGAUUGCCCAACGUCUCGAUUUCUCGCUCUCUCUUCUUCUUGCAUCGCUCAUCUUCAGUGACUUAGAGGUACAUUAUGAGUCUGAAGAAAUUGCUUCUAUUGUCCACACAACAUUAGCUGUUGAUAAGGAGAGAUGGAGGGCAGUUUUGCUGAUGAGCUUUACUCAGAAAGUUUACAGCUAUCAAAAUCGCAAUUGGGUUCCACAUUGAAUGUCACCAGUAAACAAAGUGGUUUAGAUGAUCAUGUUAAGGUUCAGUUGUCGGAUGAAGAUGGAUCUUCAUGGUGUGGUUCUGAUAACGAAGUGAAUGAAGCCUCUGAUAUGGACAAGGAAUGGCAGAGGAGACGUGACCAAUUCCAUACGAUGGGAUACCGUGAUGGUGUUAUAGCCGGAAAGGAAGCUUCUUCUCAGGAGGGAUUCAAUAUUGGCUUUAAGCAAUCAGUCCUUGUUGGUUACAACUGGGGUCUUGUGAGAGGUGUUACAAGUACAUUGGCUUCCCUUCCAGAUGGUAUAAGGGAGAAGUUGAUUGAAACGGAAGAACAAAGGACUCGAUUUCAGGGAUUGUAUGAAUCUGUUCAUUCCCUUUCUACAACAGAUGCCCUUGGGUUGUUUAACGAUGAAAUCACAAGUAAAAAUGAUAGAGAACAAGUUGAAAGUUCAGAGACUAGUUCUUUUGAAGUUGAAACUGGUCUGGAAGAGCAAAGAUUAGACCUCAGUGGUCUAGGAAAUUACUCUGCAAAGCUCUGUUCACUUCUUUUGGAGUCGCCUGGAAUCAAAGUCAAGUUCCCCUAGACAAGAAGUUAGUGCCAUAAUUUUGUAAUUAUUUGAAAUUUGUAAAAGAAAAAUUGAAAAUACUUUGCUGUACUACAAGCCAACAGUUGAGUUCAAUUUUUUAAGAAUUGUGCA
This is a messenger RNA of Rosa rugosa (rugosa rose), 914 nucleotides long. RefSeq lists its product as uncharacterized. The coding region runs from base 144 to 800 and encodes 218 amino acids. The transcript is spliced from 6 exons. NCBI's taxonomy places the organism in Eukaryota, Viridiplantae, Streptophyta, Magnoliopsida, Rosales, Rosaceae. The record is from RefSeq and is a predicted model, not a curated record.